This is a messenger RNA of Pantherophis guttatus, 3835 nucleotides long. RefSeq names its product spermatogenesis-associated protein 7-like. NCBI's taxonomy places the organism in Eukaryota, Metazoa, Chordata, Lepidosauria, Squamata, Colubridae. Gene Ontology annotation, cellular component: rod photoreceptor outer segment; photoreceptor distal connecting cilium; axoneme. The record is from RefSeq and is a predicted model, not a curated record. Gene Ontology annotation, biological process: microtubule cytoskeleton organization; photoreceptor cell maintenance.
AUGCCCCCUCCCGUGCUCGAGAGAUACCCACAACAUCUCCAACUCGCCUCUCUUUCAUGGGAGACUACAGUCUUGCCACCGAAGCCAACCUGCCCCCGGGGUGACCCCACGACAGGCGGUUUCCAAGCAAUUUGUUUGCCCUGCCCGGUUUAUGGUUGCUGUUGUUAUGGGAAUAAUCGCACCACAGCGCGGACCAAGGCCUUUCCUUAUAGCCUUUGCAGACUUCCUGAGAAAACACCGCGCGUCCCUCGCCUUCGCCGGCGCGGCCUGAGAACUCCCCCCACCCCAGCCCGGUCAGGAGCCGCCGAAGUAUCCUGGCUAGCUAUGAGGAUUCCAAACCAUUCCUUGAUGGGCCCUUUCAGAGGACAUAUGAGUAUUAAAAGCAGUCCCUUUUCUCCAAGUUCUUCCUGCAAGCUCUCAAGCCAGUACAUUGUUCAAGAUCACAUGGCUAUGCAUUACAGAAAACUGCUCACCGCCAAAGCUGCUGUUGAUUCAUCUGCUCCAAAGAGUUUGAACACAAGCAUUAAAUACAGAGACCAACAGAAAAGAGAGAAGCUCAUCAAAGCUGUUGAAAAAUUCAAGAAAGAAGUAGCAUUGAUCCAUUCUAUGCCAUCAGGUCAUUCUAGAGGUGUUUCCACUAAGAAUCAUAACCAGUUACCAAAUCACCUGAAUUUGGCUCCAAGAGCAAGAUCGUCUCCUUUAAGAAAAGAGGAGCAGAAACCUUCCAAACCGUCCAAGAAAACAUAUGCAAGUCUCCAGCCCUCGAUUUUGAAGGAAGAAGAUAUUCAAGGUCCAGUCUUAUCUCGUACAUACAGAAAUGCACUCCAGCCAUGUGCAUUAUCUCUUUCCCUGUUUCCUGGGAAAUUGUGUCAGAGCCCUAAGAAGAAAUCUACUAGUGGAGAUCUACUGGACACACAUGCUGAUUGGUUUACAGAAACAAAGCAGCCUUUUACCCCAAAGCUCUUAAAAACAGCAAGUAAAUCAUUUCUUUCAAAAUAUAGAUAUUAUAACCAUCCGUGCAGGAAGAAAAGCUUUUCUCCUCAUACACAAUCACACAAAAGAUCAAGAAAUGUUUACAGGUCUAUGGAUAAGGAGCGGCUAAGAGCUUAUACGGAAGACCCUCCAUGCCAUCCACUCAAGAACCAUUCUGGGAACUCGACUACUAUUCAAACACUUCUUCGUGCAAAAAAUGAAGAGUUGAAGUACCUGCAGUUGCUUCAAGAAGUUACAAAUUAUAUUUUGCUUAGAAGUUGUUACUGGAAGAAGUCAUUAGGUGAUAUAAUUCGGAUGCAUAUUAUCAACAGGUGUGACCUUGAUGAGGUAAAAAUACAAAGAAUUUUUCAAGCCCUGGAGGAAGAUUUGAACAUUUACACUCAUCUGCCUGAUCCGUCUGAGUUACACUGCCUUGAAACAUGGGAAUAGUGGCUUUAAUAUAAAUUAUAUAUAGGCCCUAUCUAUAGCCUUCUAAAGUAUCGUAUUCAAACAAGAGUAAAGAUUUCAUAAUAAAUAUAGGAAAAAAAAUUACUAUGCUGAAAGCAAUUUAGAUAGUACAAUAAACCUUAAUUAAUCUGCUAAUACAAAGUGGAUUUCUAAAUUCCUGUAGGCACAAGUAUUUUUGUAGACUAUAUUAAUGAGGUUCUCAAUUCUUAUGAACACCGAUCCUUCUAUGGGCAAGUGUGGCAAGGUGUAAGUACAUAAUUGUACUUAAAUAGCUCACACUACGAUACUUACAAACCUACUUCCCCUGAGUAGAGAAUUAGCACAUGUUGACUAUAAAUAUCUAGACAACAAUUUGGAGACUUAGAAUUUUCUGUGUCUCUUCGCUGCCAUCUAUUGCUCCUCCACAUUUUUGCAGUUCUGGAAUUGUAACUCAUGCAAUUUAUCUCAAAAGAACAGGAAAGCUUAUUUGCUAUCUAAUGGUCUGUCCAGACUUUUGAAGCCUAGCAAUGUUAGCUCUACCAGAACAACCAUCUCAGAUGUUAGAUUGUGAGGUCAAGCAAUAAUUUUAUAAUUUGGAUCAUCUUUAUCUGGCAGCAUUCAUACAUUGAUCUUUAUUAUUUCAUUGUUGUAAUUAUCUGGCUGAAAAGCAAGCUUUUAUUUUAACCGGCAUGAAGACUUUUUAAGUACGGUAGCUUUUCAUCAUGUGAUAUUUAUCAAUUUAUAUAAACAAUUUACACUGUUUCCAUUUACAGUGGGGCAAAAAAGUAUUUAGUCAGCUACCAAUUGUGCAAGUUCUCCCACUUAAAAAGAUGAGAGAGGCCUGUAAUUGUCAUCAUAGGUAGACCUCAACUAUGAGAGACAAAAUGAGAAAACAAAUCCAGACAAUCACAUUGUAUGUAUCACUGCAUUGUUACAGAAAGAUGAUAUCAGCAAAGGGUCAGCAAUGUGAAUCUACCAGAACCCAAUUGCUGAUUUCUUGAAUCAUCAAUAUCUUCUGAUAUUAUCAACUAACAAGACUUGAUUAUCUUGAGGGACUUUGAUCAUUAAAAAAUUAUGGGUUUUUUUGUUUUUGGACAAACAGGGCAUGUUUCAAAAAGCACCUUUGGGACAAUUUUUUUUAUUCCCAUCCAACAGCCUGUAGGGUGACUCCUAUAUGCCAAUUAUUAUAAUUUAUUUGACAUGGUUACCUGUGCCUUAUAUUUUACAGUAGAAAGAUGGGCACAGAGAGAUUAAAUGCAUAUUAAGUUCUAUUUAAUGUUUCAGCUUAAUAGUGAAAUUUUUUAUUUAGAAAUUCUUUAUUUAGAAAUUCUUCUGAAUUAAACAUACUGUACAUCUAGGAAGCUAGAGAACCUUCCAGAAUUCAUUUAGAUAUGUAUAUAGGAAAAAGUACCAUUGUUCAAGUAGAUAUUCCUCUUAUGGUGACCGCACUAGUCUGCUACCUCCCUUAUAUUAAUUCAGUUCCAAAGAGACAGUGUCGGUUUUUAUCAGAAUGAAAGCAAACUGGGAAAAAGAAAUUCAUAUCAGAAAAAUCAAACUGGUUGAUUUCAAAAUUCUUUAACAUUUGCAUCCAUUGCAGGCAUUUCAUUUUCUGAUGAAAAAUGCCAAAAAAAUAAUGCAGAUUGCAGUCAUGUGAUGGUGGGAACAUUGCAGCUGGUCAUAAAUGCAAGUUGGUUGCCAGUGCCUAAAAUGUGAUCACAUGACUGUGAUGCGUAUAUAUGUGUGUGGGAGUUGUAACUUUGAGAAUGGGUUGCAAAUAGCUUUUUAAAAAAUCCAUUGUUAACUUCAAAGAGUUGUUAAAUGAAGGCUUUAUGUACUAUUGUAAUGUCAGAUCUGUGAUAAAUGUUCUUUAUGCAUAUGCGUGAAAACAUAUCAAGAAAUGUUUCUCCUUUGCUCUACAUUUUAAAGGUUAAGAUGUUUCUCUCUCUCCUGCAUUUCCCUCAGGAGCCAAGACUUGAUCAGACAAAAUAUGUAAUCUUUAUCAAUAGGUCAGACUCUCUGUUGUAUUUAACUGUGCUUUUCUUUAUAUACAAAUACCCACAACAAAUUUAAAAUCAAUAUAAUGACAGCAUGAUUUAAAAUGAAUGCACCAUAUAAAUUCCCUGUAGCUUUCUAGGGGAUUAUUUAAUUUAUAUUAGUUACCUACUCCUGUUCUAAGCAAAUUUAGAAAAACCAUCCAUCUAAUUAUCGGAAGAGUCUGUAGAGGUGUUCAAGAUUUAAAUUGAAAAGGUAAGGCUUUUCCUUUUAUCUCAAAAAACCUUUUGGUACAAAAUGUGCAAAGGUACCAGAACAUUUAUACUCUCACUCCUCCAAGUUUCAAACAGGUCUAGAAAGGAACCACAGCAGUGUAGAACAGGGGUCUCCAACCGUGGCCACUUUAAGCCUGGUGGACGUCAAC